Gymnodraco acuticeps is the source of this 6529-nucleotide messenger RNA. RefSeq names its product synergin, gamma (gene synrg). Gene Ontology annotation, molecular function: protein binding. The transcript has 24 exons. Gene Ontology annotation, cellular component: clathrin coat of trans-Golgi network vesicle. The record is from RefSeq and is a predicted model, not a curated record. Bases 73 to 4500 code for a protein of 1475 amino acids. Lineage: Eukaryota; Metazoa; Chordata; Actinopteri; Perciformes; Bathydraconidae.
CCGUCCUCCGACACACACCCUUCGUCACGGCUGACGUCAUCUUCCUCCUAGUGACUGACUGCUGUUAUCAAGAUGGCGCUGCGGCCAGGAUCUGGGGGAGGCGGCAGUUUUAUGUAUCCUGUUGGAGGGGGCUUGGGACCGCCACAAGGCAUGGUACCCAUGCAACAGCAACAGCAGCAACAGCAGCAACAGCAGCAGCAGCAGCAGCAGCAGCAGCAGGGCUUCCCUAUGGUUCCAGUCAUGCAGCCCAACAUGCAGGGCAUGAUGGGAAUGCACUUUGGGGGACAGAUGCCCCAAGGAGCAAUGCCCAUGCAGGGUGGGAUGGCUAUCGGGAUGCAGACCCCUGGGAUGCAGUUCAUGGGUCAGCCACAGUUUAUGGGUAUGAGACCUGCUGGACCCCAGUACACGGCGGACAUGCAGAAACAAAUGGCAGAGGAGCACCAGAAACGUCUGGAGCAGCAGCAGAAGAUGCUGGAGGAGGACAGGAAGAGACGACAGUUUGAGGAGCAGAAACAGAAGCUGAGGCUGCUCAGCAGUGUCAAACCCAAGACGGGGGAGAAGAGCCGCGAUGACGCACUGGAGGCGAUCAAAGGCAACCUGGAUGGCUUCAGCAGAGACGCCAAGAUGCACCCCACCCCAUCAUCACAGACCAAGAAGCCAGACUCAUCGCCACCACACCUGUCUGUCACCACUCACUCCCUCCCCCCAGCUUUCUCCGAGGACACUGAUGAGUUUAGUGACUUUCAGGGGCCUGUAGACGGCCCUGCCUCCUUCCCUCCGUCCUCCUCCACUUCCUCCACCUUUGGCUUUUCAUCUCAGGCCCUCGCCCAGCCUUCGUCCUCUGCCCCCCCGACAGGUUUCUGUCAGGACGAUGACGAGUUUAGUGACUUUGUUCAGGGUCCUCUCAAUGCUUUCCCUCCCUCCAACUUCCACAUGUCCUCUGAGGCCCAAGUCCAGCCUUCAGGUCUGUCCUCCACCUCUUCCUCCUCCCUCCCUCAGUCCCUCCCUGCCUCUGUGUCCAUUCCCACUGAUACCCAACACUCUGCUGUCAACACCAGCACCCAAUCUACAUGUCAAGGCCCGUCCCUGGAAGAGAAGCUAUUCUCCUCAUGUGAUCUUUCUGCUGAUAGGACGGCGCAGUUUAGCUUUAAAUCCAGGCAGAGUCUGGCUGAAAUGGGUCCUAGAACUAAAGUUACAACCCAGUUUCACUCCAGCAAUAAAGCGAGGAACUGGGCUGCAGCCCCCGAGGACUUGAGCUCUGUCUUCGUCUCAGAAAAGCUACCUGAGGCUCCGGUGUCAGCGCCAGGCGCCCCCCCAUCAGCUGCUGCCUCGUCUCCUCAAACCCGUAGUGACAGUGCAGGUGUUGCCGUGUAUCCACAACAAGAGCACAUCCAGCCCAUGCUGCCAGCAUGGGUUUACAACGACAGCCUCAUCCCAGAAAUGUUCCAGAAGGUUCUUGAAUUCACCAUGACUCCUGCAGGGAUAGACACAGCCAAGCUCUACCCCAUACUAAUGUCCUCAGGUCUUCCUAGGGAAGCACUGGGGCAAAUCUGGGCGUCAGCCAACCGCACAACGCCUGGCAUGCUGACCAAGGAGGAGCUCUACACUGUACUUGCACUAAUUGGCGUGGCACAGAGUGGCCUCCCAACGAUGAAUGUAGAAAUCCUCGGUCAGUUCCCUUCUCCACCUGUGCCCAACUUGCCGGCCCUGGCUAUGGCCCUGGCCCCUGUCAUGCACCAGCAGCAGAUGAUGACCAAGCCCCAGGUUUCCAUGGCGAUGGCCAUGCCCACACCAGCACCACCAGUCAUGACCAUGAAACCCACAGCCCCCGCUCCAGCCCCCUCAAACACUAACUUCAUUGCCAGUUUCCCUGCUGCACAGGGGACCAAAGCCGAUGACGACGACUUCCAGGACUUCCAGGAGGCUCCGAAGGCAGGAGCAGGAGAACCACCCUUCACUGAGUUUCAGGGGGAGUCCGGUGGAAGCUUCCCCCCCACCAUCGCACCUCAGCAUCAGAACAUUGCGCCCGCCUUGCUGACUCCAGUGUCUGGGUCCUCGUCCGCCUCCAUCACAGCCUCUGAUAAGUACGCGGUCUUCAAGCAGCUGUCUGUGGAUCAGCCUGCAGAGCCCACACCCCCCGUCUCAGAUGGAGGAGACAAAUACAGUGUGUUCAGACAGCUCGAGCCACCUGUUGACAAGAAACCAUUUGUUUCCGAUGGGGACAGCUCUUACAACUCCAGGGAAGGAUUUGCAGAUUUCAAGUCUGUCAGCGCUGAUGAUGGCUUCACAGACUUUAAAACCGCGGACAGCGUUUCUCCAUUAGAACCUUCAGACCAGGCCAAGAUCUUUCAACCUGCCUUCCCUUCUGCUUUCCCAACCUCUCAGUCUCUCCAGCAGCUCCCACAGCAGCAGCAGCCACCAGUGUCUCUUUCUCAGUCCAAAAAUCCUCUCAACAUGGCCGACCUGGACCUUUUCUCUUCUAUAGCUCCUUCUGUUACUGCCCCCUCUGAGACAAAACCCAGCACAUUCCCCUCAGUGUCCGUGCCCCCCUCUCUAGUGCUCCUACCAGGUGGAGCCAAACCUCCAGGGGGGGGUACGGAUGAUUUUGGGGAUUUCGCCCUUUUUGGCACGGCCUCUGAUGCCGCUCAAGCUUCAGCCGCAGGAGGAGCUGUGGCAGUGCCUCAGGACGACUUUGCAGACUUCAUGGCAUUUGGCAGUUCUGGUGGGGAGCCUAAAGGCGAGUGCGGCAGUGUGGGGGUCCCGGGGGGGGAGACCUCCACUCAGCAGAGGCCUCAGCAGGGCUCAGACAAGUAUGACGUGUUCAAACAGCUGUCUCUGGAGGGAGGCCUGACCUACGAGGACACUAAGGAGAGCGGCGGCGGCUCCUACUCCUCUCUCAAGAGUGACACUGAUGACUUUGCCGACUUUCAGUCAUCCAAGUUUUGCACUGCGCUCGGGGCCUCGGAAAAGACUCUGGUGGACAAGGUGGCCGCCUUCAAACAGGCCAAAGAGGACUCGGCUUCUGUCAAGUCCCUGGACCUCCCGUCCAUCGGGGGGAGCAGCGUAGGAAAGGAUGACUCGGAGGACGCGCUCUCAGUGCAGCUGGACAUGAAGCUCUCGGACAUGGGCGGAGACCUGAAACACGUGAUGUCGGACAGCUCUCUGGAUCUGCCGGGUCUCUCGGCCCACCAGCCCCCCGCUACAGAUGGAGACGACAUGAAAUUUGACCCCUUUGGGACCUCUGCUCUCAGCACGCUGGCCAGCUAUGACUGGUCAGACCGGGAGGAAUGUCUGCCUGAGGUCCGAAAGCCUCAGGGCUUUGAAGGAGCUCCCCUUCCAUCUUUAGUGCCAGCUCAGAGGAAGGAGCUGACCUUUGGCAGCACGGAAAACAUCGCAAGCCGCUCCGUAGCAAAGAUCACAACCUCCUUCGCCACCGAGGACAGCUCAUCCACAGACGACAGGUUUGAAGCCUUUGCUGAUUUUGGCUCCAGCGAACAGGGAGGUGUGGAUGACGAGGACGACUUUGGGGAUUUUGCCAGCACUGUUUCUGAAAAGUCCGACUCGCCCGCCGCCACCGCUGAGGCCGGCUCCGAGGGGAACCAGAGCGAGGCCUCUGAUGAGUUUGGAGCCUUCCAGGCGGACAAGCCUAAGUUUGGCAAGUCUGACUUCCUCAAAGCCAGCGCUCAGACCAAAGUCAAGUCCAGUGAGGAGAUGAUCAAGAACGAACUGGCGACCUUUGACCUGUGUGUUCAAGGCUCCCACAAACGCAGUCACAGUCUGGGCGAUAAGGAGAUUGGGCGUUCCCCCCCCUCUCCGGCUCCAGAGCAGCCUUUCAGAGACCGAUCCAACACCCUGAGCGAGAAGCCCGCCCUACCUGUCAUCAGGGACAAGUACAAGGACUUGACUGGGGAGGUGGAGGAGAGCGAGCGCUACGCAUACGAGUGGCAAAGGUGUCUGGAAAGUGCUCUGGAGGUCAUCACCAAAGCCAACAACAUCCUGAACAGCAUCAGCAGCUCCGCUGUGUGCACCGAGGUCAUCCAGUCUGCUCAGGGCAUGGAGUACCUGCUGGGUGUGGUGGAGGUGUAUCGUGUCACCAGGCGUGUGGAGCUGGGCGUCAAGGCGACGGCUGUGUGCUCCGAGAAGCUGCAGCAGCUGCUGAAGGACAUCAGCCGCGUGUGGAACAAUCUCAUGGGCUUCAUGUCGCUGGCCAAGCUCGCUCCUGAUGAAACCUCCCUCGACUUCUCCUCCUGUAUCUUGAGACACGGCAUUAAGAAUGCCAAGGAGUUGGCUUGUGGUGUGUGUCUGCUCAACGUCGACUCUCGCAGCAAGAGAAAAGAAGAAAGCACUAUUGGACGUCUGUUUAAACGAGCGUUCAACUCGGAGACGGACAACUUCAAGCUGCUGUACGGGGGCCACCAGUACCACGCCAGCUGUGCCAACUUCUGGAUCAACUGUGUGGAGCCCAAACCCCCCGGCCUCAUCCUGCCCGACCUGCUCUGAGCCCUGGGCUGCCAUGGCAACGGGCAAAGGCUAAUCAACACCAGAUAGGUGGACUGACAACGCGCCUCAAACUGCACCAAGUCUGUAUUUAUGUGUUUUUAUUCUGCAAUCUCUCUUUCGUCACAACUAAGCUGUCCCAGAUCUGGCCAUUUGUUAUAAUGUAAAGUUUUGUAUAAAUAUAUAUGUACCAUCUAUGCUGUUAUUGUUACUCUUGAACUCUUUCAGAGAAAUGUACUAAACAUAUGUCUUGUUUUCACUGCUGGAAAAAGGUCAUUAUUAAUUGAAUAUCUUGAGUCAUAUUUAUAUUAUUAGGUGUGCAAUUUGAUUAGUAACACUGGAGGAGGACUGCUGUAAACAUCGUGAGUUUUUAAUGUCACUUGUUGCUUUGGAGGAUAUUUAUUCAUGACUCUCUGUUUCCACUGAACCAGAGCUGUUGAAUUAUACACCUUUUAUUGAACUUGAAUUACAUUUGUUGGUCGGGUCUGUUUGAUGACACUCUGAAGCUGUUUUGGUUUUAAUAAGACAUUAUUAAGACCUUUCAAACUGAGGCAGGUGAAGACCUUUUUGUUAAUUGUGUUGAAUCGACUGCUUUGAAUGUUUUGUUGCACUCUUGAGGAGAAUUAGGAAACUCUUUGGCUAUUUAAAUUAUAGAUUUUAUGUGGGUAAAAGUUGGGAUUUGGGGACCUGAAAGAAACCAUGUUAUUGGUUUUGUUUAUUGUUGUUGUGUGCAACUAGAGCUGGAAGUUUGGAACAAGACCCAUUCUUAUCUAAACUACAGCACUACUAGCUACUUGUAUAUAACAGUGUCAUGCUUCAGCGUUGUAAUUAUGACCAUAGACUGUAUAUACUGCCUAUGAUUGCGACUAACUGUAAUGUGAAUUUGACGUAAAUAAAUAUGCAUACAGUUUAAUUAAACUGUCAGAGAUGAUUAUAUCAGUCAGAUUUAAAGUCUGCCUUCAAUUAAAACUCAUACCAAUCACUGUAAUUGAGCGUGUGUAAACAAAGAUUAUUAAUGACAUCCUUCCUUAGCAACCGUUGAAACGGCGUUCAUGGGUCUGUGAGCAAUACUCUGAUUAUUAAGAGCACGGGGAGGUCUCCAAAAACAAAACAAAGAAAAGCGUUUGCCUGAAUGUAAUAAUAGUUUCUAGAAUACUACAGCUUUUUAAUCCUGAUUUAAAUAAACAAGACAUUUAAUUAGCUAACAAUAGAGGCUCUUUUUGUGGGAAGUAUUUUCCUCCUAUUUCCACUCUGUAUGCUAAACUAAGCUAACCAGCUUUUGGCAGUAGGUUUACAUCGAACAUACUUUGAGAGAGGUAUUGAUGUCUUAUCUUACCAAAUAAAAUGUUCUAUAUUUUCCUUUACACUUGACAUCAGCUGUGUUUAUUUGCUUUAAAAUAAGUAUUGUGUUUUUUGACUCAUUUAUUGUGCAUUUCUGUUUUGAGCAUUACAGCUUUGAUAGGAGUCCUUUCACUUUGACAUUAUUCUACUGCUCUUUGAGAAACAUACUCUUCACAAUGCAUGAAUGUCCCCUCCAUCACCCCAUAAUGUACUUCCUCUCUGGCCUCAUCUCCAUCAAUUUGCAACAAAAUGGAAUAAAUUCCUCUUCGACGACACUGCAGGGGCUUCGCUGGCGGUUGAGCUCGGCCAAUCACAUGAGGUGUCUCGGGGCUCUGUGAAACUACUCUCAUUAUCCUUCUCACACUUGUGUUCAGGUGUGCUCUCCAACAUCCAAUUUAUCUCCGGCCGUUCCCUAAUCCAUUUCCUGCAGAAAAUGGAUUCCUCUACUCUCACGGUGAACGCCGGGAUUACAGAAAAUUACAAAUGCUGAAAUCAAUUACUGAAUAGAGCUGUUUAAUUGGAAAUGCAGACCGCCCGGGCCUGUCAUCUUUACAUCUAUUGUUAUCAUUAUCACUCUGGGGAGAAGCCAGAUUGAAGAGAUAGCCCACUGUGCGGUAUCGACUGCUGCUCUUUGGUAUUUCACGCCCAUAGUCGAUCACAAUAUUGAUUAAAAACAGCUGCUUCAACAUUG